GUCGAGCAUUCACAAUCUUUGUUCGAGCAAAGUCAUCAUCAUACUCCCGCAAAAUUAAUUCUGGUGCCGAAGAAAAGAAAGACCGUUGACCAUGAAGAUCAUCUCAAGCUUGCUUGUUGCCGUUUUGGCCAGUGUAGUAUCCGCUGAAAGGUUCAAUGAAAUCAAGAUCCGCGACGAUGCCGUUCACAACAACUACGAGGCUCCUUUGCCUCACACGUACCUAAAAGCAGCCGACAUUCCAGCCAGUUUCACUUGGGCCAAUGUCGAUGGAAAAUCCUACUUGACGCACAGUCUCAAUCAGCACAUUCCUCAGUACUGCGGCUCUUGCUGGGCCCAUGGAGCGUUGAGUUCGUUGGGAGAUCGUAUCAAGAUUGCCCGCAAGGGUCAGGGCGAUGAUAUCAAUCUCUCCAUCCAGUAUAUUCUCAAUUGUGGAUCCGAUAGUGCUGGUUCCUGUCAUGGAGGAUACCACACGGCCACCUACGAAUUUAUUCAAAAGACGGGAUAUGUUCCCUAUGAUACCUGCAUGCCCUAUGUGGCUUGCUCCAAGGAAUCCACCGAUGGAAUCUGCCCUCAUGUCGAUACACAGUGCAGUGCCACGACCACGUGCAAAACGUGUGAUACAUUUGCCGGAAUGGGUGGAAAGUGUGUGGAGAUUGACAUUUUUCCCAAUGCCACCGUGGCAGAAUUUGGCAUGGUACCCACCAAAGAUGCCAGCAAUCCCGACUAUGAUGUCGUCAAGGCGAUUCAAUCUGAAAUCUUGAUGCGAGGACCCGUUGCAGCCACUAUCAAUGCCGAACCGAUUGUCGCAUACCAGGGUGGUGUCUUUACGGAUGAUUCCAAUUCCCAGCAAACCAAUCACAUUGUCAGCAUUGUAGGAUGGGGGCAGUUCUCCGACAGCGACAGUACCAGUGAUGACGACAAGAAAAAGACGUACUGGAUCAUCCGCAAUUCGUGGGGCCAAUAUUGGGGAGAAUUGGGGUACUGCCGCGUGGAGGCCGGCAAGAACAUUCUUGGUAUUGAAGGAGAGGUGGCAUGGGCGACACCUGGAGCUUUUACCGUUCACAACUUUCCCUGUCAUGAAGAUGGCAAGAAUUGUGAUUUCCACCACGGACCUGCCGUCAAAACCCAGCACUAUGUCGAUCCUUCCUACAGCGAAGCCCAUGUGGAGGAACAUUUGAAAAUGAUUGGUGUCCGUGGCAGUACUGAUGUGCAAGAAGAGCCUGUGAUUCAUUACGUCCGAUCGGCGGAAGUGUACUAGCUGGCUAGCUAGCUAAACCAAGAUACAAAAAGUUUAAAAAUGCAUCCAUCAAUCCACCCCAGCUGUCGGUACCAGAUACUGGCUUGCUCUAGUGGCUAGAAGGGUUUAGUUUCAAGCAUGAAUAGAGAUUUGUUUAUACCGUACGGUGGCGAAAAAAAAUUGCUCAAAGCCCGGACUAAAAAGGAACGAUGUUUCAUACUAUUUUAGCAAAGGGUGACUGAUGAUCAACUUCCCAGUCACUAAAACACAGCCUCCAGGCUUUUGGGUAGUCUAACUCUUUGGUUUUGGCCUGACUCUUUCAUCUCUUCUGUGAGACUCAACUCAUCACUGUUGGGCUAAACAAAAUGAAUCCCUAGCUACAGUAGAAGAACUCGCUUUCGUGAACAGGCCAAAGGCAUGGUUGCUAGCUUCAUGCCAAGUGCAAUAGUACCAUCCACAACAGUUGGGGACAGUACUGGGGAGAGCUUGGGUAUUGCCGCGUGGAGGGCGGGAAAGAAUAUUGGAUUGAAGGAGAGGUGGCUUGGGCGACACAACGAGCCUUUACCAUUCACAAGAACUUUCCCAGCCACGAAGAUGGCAAGAAUUGUGA
Molecule: messenger RNA, 1847 nt
Organism: Seminavis robusta
Lineage: Eukaryota; Bacillariophyta; Bacillariophyceae; Naviculales; Naviculaceae
Source: the annotation of a GenBank genome assembly